Ceratosolen solmsi marchali is the source of this 1681-nucleotide messenger RNA. RefSeq lists its product as uncharacterized. Gene Ontology annotation, biological process: regulation of translational initiation. Gene Ontology annotation, cellular component: cytosol. The transcript is spliced from 9 exons. Gene Ontology annotation, molecular function: protein binding; RNA binding; translation activator activity. Lineage: Eukaryota; Metazoa; Arthropoda; Insecta; Hymenoptera; Agaonidae. The record is from RefSeq and is a predicted model, not a curated record. Bases 283 to 1563 code for a protein of 426 amino acids.
AGCGCUCACAUUUCGUCUAUUAAUAGUAACAACAAUCUGAUCGUUCACCCAUUCUAUCUACUCUAUAAUAUAGUGCGAAAAUCGAAGAACUUACGUACUUUUAAUUUUUACUUGGAGUGCCCGAAUGGUUUACGCCAUCUCACAUUUUCUAAAGAAAAAAAAACUGCGUUGCGAAUAAUGAAAACGAGUGAAUAAAUGGAGAUGGAUGAUCCGUUUAUUUAAACCAAUCAUACGAGUAAAUUUCAAAAAGAGGAUAAUUGAGCAUAAGGGAGAGUUCCAGAGAUGAGGGAUGCUAUCUUGCCGAAACGAAAUAAUAAAGUAGCAACCUUGAAAUCAAAGCCAUCUUUAGAAAUUUAUCGACCUCCUGGCGUUAGAACUGAUGGACCUCAUAUAAUACAUCCUUCUACACCUAAUAUAAUAAAUCCACAAUUGAAUGUACAUGCUAAAGAAUUUACUAUGAAACAAAAUGACUAUCAAUUACCUAUCUCGGAAUUGAAUUUAGUGGAUCGUCCUUACUAUAUUCAACACAGUAAGUCAAGUGGAAAUAUACAUCAAUACCUUUGUUCACAGCAUCAGCAACAGCUUCAUUAUCCAUUGCAAUAUCAAUCGUCAACCAAUUCACAGCAUCAUACAACAAAUUAUCAUCCUUUAACAAUGACAAUGCAUCAGCCACAUAUUCUUAAUACAUCUACAUUUAGCGGAAAUAUCUUACACAAUGCUGGUCAAGUUCACUUUAGUGUAGAACACGAUAUAAAAUCUGCAAUCUCAAAACCAGGCAAAUUGACAAAAUCAUUAUCUUUUAUUUCAUCCUAUGGUUUAAGACGUACAAAAAGCUUCACAGUUUCUGACAUUUUAAUGACUAAAACUAUGAAUAUUGCAGAUAUAUCAGAACUUGGAAAGUUUCCUUCUAAUAUACAAGAAAUAUUGUUUCAAGCAAUCGAUAACCCAAAUGUUCUGAGCGCACGAGUACUUAUGGAACUUGUAAAACAUAUAUUAAUACGAGUCAUCGAAAAUCAGUGUUGCGCUGAACCAGCAGCUAAAAUAUGUAUUAUAAUAAUUGAACAAGAAGCGAAAGAGACAUUUCUGGAGUCCUUACUUAACACGUGUCAGCAAUGGUAUCAAGAACGCAAUAUAACACUAGAGGAUAUUUCUUUACAUCACCAUUUUUCGGCUUUUAUGUCAUUCCUCAAUGAGAUGUACUGUCAGUUGAAACGUCUUCAGCUACAGCUAAAAACACAGCAGGAAGGUAUUCCUCCAGGACGAGUACUGCUCACGCUACUAUGGAAAUGCUGUCAAGAUUGUUUACGUCCCCCAAUGAUUAAUUCUCAUACAGAAAUGAAUUCCCUGUUCUUUAUACUGACGUGUAUUGGUAAAGACCUAGCGACAGAGUUGCCUACACAACUGCAACAACUUCUGGGAGGCGUACGAGAUGCCUUCCUCAAUGAAGAUACAACUUCGCCAGCAGUACGUAAGACUUUGCUUCAGCUAAUCGAACUACACGCAGCUCAUUGGCAAUUACCUGCCACUGCAGUUGUUUAUUACUAUCCAGGCUCCGCAAAAUGAUGAUAAUUUAAAAAAUGGCAGUCUACUACACCAUUUUUCGUCGAUAUUAUCUAAUUUCAUUAUUACCUUUGUAAAGACAAAUUUCUGGAACAAUAUAAUUAAAACUUUCACAUCUUUA